AUGUCUGAGCCUGGAAACUUGAGUGAUGAGCCAAUCCUUGACUCGAAAGUAAAGUGUAAUAUCGGCGAACCUUCUCAGGAUGAAAUCGAAGAUCAUCGGUCUAAGCUGUCUAUGAUAGCUGGGUUAUCCGUAAACAAUGACAUAGCUACGCUCAGUACGUCACAGUUCCCCCAAGGAAUUGGAUCAGGACCUUCAGCUCAUCGUCACCGUCGACGACGUAAACGCAUCGGUACAAACAGCACAAGGGAGGAAAGUUCAAAAGCAUUUCCUACAAAUCCAAGUGAACAUGUAAUGUUUUUACUUGGUGAAUGCGAUGGUGAUGAUGAGCAAACACAUCAGUUAUUCUGUGAAUUAGAUGAACUAUGGAAUGACCCAUCGGGAUCAGGCGAAACCGAAUGGCGAGAAGCCGCAAGAUGGAUUAAAUUUGAAGAGGAUGUUGAAGAAAAUGGAGAACGUUGGUCUAAGCCACAUGUAGCUACACUACCUUUAUUCUCUGUAUUUGAACUACGCAGUUGUCUGGCAAGUGGAGUAAUUAUGUUGAAUCUGGAAAGUUAUAGCAUGGAACAAAUUGCAGAUUUAGUUUUAAAUUUAUUAAUAUCGGAAGAUCGUUUACCGUUAGAUCAAAGAGAUCUAUUAUUCGAUGUGUUACUACGUCGUCAUGUUCAUUUACAUGAACGACUUCGACCGAAACUUAUUGGUCGUAGUGCAACAAAUCUCCCAUUGAUUCGAUCAUUAGCAGAUAUUGGUAAACGACAUUCAGCAAAAGACGUUGAAAAAGCUGGAGAAGCACCUUAUACAUCGCUAGCUAAAAUGCCUACAUUAACUGGAAUGGAUUCAUUGGAUCCGGCUACAGCUGCACACAUUACAGCUCAUGCACAAGCACAACCGUCUGGACCAUCUGAAGUAAUGUCUGGUAGUUUACAAGGGAAAUAUGAUUUACAUUUCUUGAAAAAAAUUGCACCUGGAUCAGAGACUUCCAAUAUACUUGUUGGUGAAACAACAUUUUUAACAACACAAAUCACUGUAUUCAUUCGUUUAAAAGAGGCUGUUUUACUUGGUGAUCUCACUGAAGUACCAGUACCGACAAGAUUUUUAUUUAUACAUCUGGGUACUAUAGGUAAUGCAGCUAAAUAUCGUGAAAUUGGUCGUUCCAUGGGUGUACUUAUGUCCGAUGAAGUAUUUCAUGACGUUGCUUACAAAGCUCGAUCUAGAACAGAUUUAUUAGCCGGCUUAGAUGAAUUCUUGAGCGCUGCAACUGUCUUACCACCUGGUGAGUGGGAUCCAUCAAUUCGUAUUGAACCUCCAGCAUCAGUUCCAUCACAAGACAGUAGGAAAACGACAGUCAGUAAUGGCCCUCAAUCAACUGUGAUUCCACCUCAAAUUACUACUUCUGAACCUGGUGUAGCAGUUGUUGAACAACUUCAUGUUGGUGGAGAUAAACUUGCCAGUCUUUGUUUAGCCGCCGUAGGUAAUGCUAAUCCACGUAGUCAACAAGUGGAUGGGGUUACCAAACCUAUUGGCCAAAGUGAUUCAAUACACAAGUCAAAAACUGAUCUUGCACGAAGUACUGGUAGUCGCUUAGAAUUGACAAACAUCGAGUCUGGCGGUGGUGUUGACGACCAUGGCGGUGGUGGUGGGGGUCAUGGAGAUGAUCCAGCGUUAAAUCGAACUGGUCGCAUUUUCGGUGGUCUUGUACAAGAUAUUAAACGUCGUGCACCGCAUUAUGUCAGUGAUUUCACAGAUGCUAUACAUGUACAAUGUUGUGCAAGUUUCAUUUUCCUCUAUUUUGCUUGUUUAACGCCAAUCAUAACAUUUGGCGGUUUAUUGGCUCAAGCAACUGGGGGUUAUUUAGGAACAAUUGAAAGUAUAUUAUCAGGUGCAGUUGUAGGUAUCACAUAUUCACUAUUUUCUGGACAACCGUUAACUAUCAUGGGUAGUACAGGACCAGUUCUAGUAUUUGAAAGUAUCAUAUUUAGAUUAUGCACGAAAAUGGAAUGGUCAUAUUUAAGUUUUCGUUUAUGGAUUGGUAUUUGGGUCUCGAUUGCCUUAUUCAUUAUGGUUGCACUUGAUCUGAGCGCAUUAGUCAAAUUUAUUACACGUUUUACUGAAGAAUCAUUUGCAGCAUUAAUUGGUUUAAUAUUUUUUAUUGAAGCAUUAAAGAAAACUUAUGCAAUAUCAAAAAAAUACAAAGUAGAUUUAUCCUGGUCACCAGAUUUAAUCGAUAAACAUCAUUGCGCAUGCUUUCCAUCAGAAAAUCAAACAGAUUUUGAAAGAUUAUCAACAAUGUAUGAAACUCAUCCACUUACACAUAUUCCAUUAGUUGGAUUCAAUUCAACUUUUGAACCAGAAUCUGUACAAGAUUUGAUGGAAAAACAAAUUGAUUGGGAGGCCAUUUCACGUGGUCGUUACUCUUGGAAAUCACAAGAAUAUCAAGAUUUAUGUGUACAGUUGAAUGGUACAUGGAUAGGCAAAAGUUGUCGAUCAUUUUAUGUACCAGAUGUGUUCUUCUUUUCAUGUAUCCUAUUUAUAGCAACAUUUGUGUUAGCCUUUACAAUGAAAUCGAUGCGAAAUUCAUUAUUCUUUCCUACUCGUGUACGUCAAUUAAUAUCAGAUUUCUCAGUGGUAAUUGCAAUUGCGAUCGGUACCACAACAGAUUUCUUGAUGAAUUUACAUACACCAAAAUUGUUAGUACCAACAACAUUUGAACCAACAUUGGGUUAUAGUAAACGUGGCUGGUUUAUACAUCCAUUCGAUAAUAAUCCAUGGUGGUCAUCCAUUGUUGCUAUCGGACCAUCACUCCUGGCAGUUAUAUUAAUUUUUAUGGACCAACAAAUUACAGCGGUCAUUGUGAAUCGACGUGAGCAUAAAUUAAAGAAAGGAGCUGGUUAUCAUUUGGAUUUACUUGUUGUCGCAAUAACUAUAUUAAGUAAUUCAAUCCUUGGAAUCCCAUGGUUUGUCGCAGCAACGGUCCUGUCGAUUAAUCAUGUUUUAUCAUUGAAAAAGGAAUCUGAAACAAAUGCUCCUGGUGAACGACCAGUUUAUUUAGGCUGCAGAGAACAACGUGUCACUGGAGUAUUAAUUUUCCUAUUUAUUGGUUUAUCUGUAUUUAUGACUCCUUUAUUAUCACGUAUUCCAAUGCCAGUACUGUAUGGAAUAUUUUUAUUCAUGGGUAUAUCAUCAAUGCGUGGUAUUCAAAUGUUUGAACGUCUUAGUUUAUUAUUUAUGCCGGUUAAAUAUCAGCCAGACUAUCCUUAUUUGAGACAUGUUUCUCUACGUCGAGUUCAUUUAUUCACGAUAAUACAAGUUGCUUGCUUAGUUAUGUUAUGGGUUAUUAAAUCCAUUGAAGUACUUGCUAUUCUCUUCCCCAUUAUGGUUUUAGCCAUGUGUUUCAUACGUAAAGGAUUAGACUUUAUAUUUACACAAGAAGAAUUAAAAUGGUUAGAUCAAAUUUUACCCAGUACUAAACGUAAACCAUUUCCACGUUCAUUAGUCAUAUCUGUGCCAAGUAAUAAUGAUUUUAAUAAGAACACGAAAUUUUCAAGUAGUGCGAAUCUUUUACAAGAAAAGAAAAUAUCUCAAUCAGAAGAAAAGCGUAUCAAUAUCACAGAAGAAAUGUCAAAAACAUCUAUUUGGCGCCAGUUAAGUGGUGCGGAUAUAAAUAAUGAGUGUAAAAAGACUUCUGAACAAGAACACGGGUGGGGACAAUCGAAUGUAUUUAGCACGAAAAUUACAGACUAUCUCAACAAAAUCUGAAUACCAUAAAGUCAAUCGUCAAUUUGCAAAUUAUCAAUACAUCAUAUCAAACUGUACUGUUCAAGCUGCAAACACUAAUCCAUUGUCUCCCAUUCCAUUGUUCAUAAGUUUUCUUACAAAUUCCAUUAUGUUCUUGCUCCACCUUUCUUGGUCUUCGCCAUCUUUUGCUGCCGAGCAUUACGUUCUUUUAACGCACGUUAUAUACUACUUAUGUCAAUAUAAGUAGCUCACACCACAAUCCAAUGAAAAAUGACAUUAACUUAUCGUUACUGUUAUGGAAUCCGAUUUUGUGAUUUGAUUGACAAAUUUUGAUCAUUAUAAUGAAGGAAUGAUACAAUAUGUCAUAGUGAUGAACGUUUACAAGAUCAAAUUACUGAAUUAUGACCAAGCUAUUCCUAUU
Messenger RNA from Schistosoma margrebowiei, 4153 nucleotides. NCBI's taxonomy places the organism in Eukaryota, Metazoa, Platyhelminthes, Trematoda, Strigeidida, Schistosomatidae. The record is from the annotation of a GenBank genome assembly.